This is a messenger RNA of Entamoeba histolytica HM-1:IMSS, 1182 nucleotides long. Its product is annotated as phosphoribulokinase/uridine kinase family protein. Bases 1 to 1182 code for a protein of 393 amino acids. The record is from RefSeq and is a predicted model, not a curated record. Lineage: Eukaryota; Evosea; Mastigamoebida; Endamoebidae. Gene Ontology annotation, molecular function: kinase activity; ATP binding. The transcript is spliced from 2 exons. Gene Ontology annotation, cellular component: cytoplasm.
AUGUCUCAAGACACUUUUAGAUAUCAUUUCUAUAACAAUCCAACUGUACUUAUUGCUGUUGCUGGUGGAACUGCUUCAGGGAAAACAACAUUUUGUCAAGAAAUUGCAAAUACAUUAAAAGGAGAGAAAUUUGUAGUUAUUUCACAAGAUUCAUUUUAUAGACCAUUAACAAAAGAAGAACAUGAUAAUGUUGCUGAAUAUAAUUUUGAUUCACCAAGUUCAUUUGAUUGGGACUUAAUAAUUGAUACAUUAAAAAAAAUAAAGGCAAAGAAAAAUGUAUCAUUACCAGUAUAUGACUAUGUUACUCAUUCAAGAAAACCAGAUUGGGUUUCAGUUGAAACUGGAGAUGUUGUAAUAUUUGAAGGAUUAUAUACAUUUUAUCAAAUGAAAGAAUAUGAAAAUUAUUUUGAUAUGUUUGAUUUAAAAAUAUUUAUUGAAUCAGAUAAUGAUACUAGACUUGCAAGAAGAAUUUUAAGAGAUAUUAAUUAUCGUGGAAGAACACUUGAUUCUGUAUUAUUUCAAUAUAAAAAAUUUGUUAAACCUGCAUAUGAUAAAUGGGUUUAUCCACAACGUAAAAGAGCUGACAUUAUUGUUCCAUGGGGAGAAAUCGAAAAGGCACAAACACCAGGAGUAUUAUCACAAAUGCCAGCAUUAAAGAUGGUUUCUCAAUAUAUUGAACAAUUUUUCAUACAAAGACCAUAUAAAAAGAUUUCAAGUAUGAAUAAUUUUCAAAUUAGUGCUGAUUUAGACUAUCAAAAAGGAAGUUUUGAAUUAACUACAAAAAUUCAAAUGAACAACCCUUCUAAUACUCCUCCUGUUCCUUUAAUAUUAUUUCCCAAACUAGAUCAAUCUAUUGUUGAUGAAUGUAUUAAUCAAGCUGGUGGUGAUAUUGGAAAAGUAGCUGAAUUACUUGCUAUGUCAGUUGGACCAUUAAAUUAUGAUGAUGAAGAUGAAUUAUUAAAUAAUAGUGAAGAUGGAAGGACUAGUGAAAGUAGUGAGGAUAAUUGUAAUAUCCCACAAAAUACAUUACAAGCCCAACCUUUACCUCCAUCAAUAAACGAAAAAUGGGAGGAAUUAAAAAAGAAAUUAAGUUCAGAGGAAAUACAAGUAAUUGAAGAUGUGUUUAGAUUAAAACUACAUCAAAUGGUUGAGACGUUAAGUCAAGAAUUAUUCACUAAAUAA